UUUAUUCUGGAUAAGAGCUUCGCGAAGGUUUGAAACCUCUGAGUGAAGAAGAAGCGCCAUGGCUGGGAUUACCAGCACCGUCGGAUUCAACGCCGUUUUCGCCGGAAUAACCAAAACAGAAUUUUCACAUUCACUAUUCUCCGUCGAUUCCAAACUCUGUGGACUUCGUCUCUCCAAAACCGAACUUUCCUUCGCAAAUCUCACUCCUACUCCUCGCCGUGGCUUCACCGUCACUUGCCGCUUCGGCGGUGGUGGUGGUGGUGGCGGAGGUUAUCGUUUCUCUGGAGAUUCUAGACGAGGUAGGCCUAAAGAAGCCGAAAUUGAUGAAGCGCUUGAUAUCUCCUCAAUUAGGUCAGCUACUGUUAGGCUUAUCGAUGGACAACAAAACAUGCUUGGUUUAGUGUCUAAAGACGAAGCUGUUCGAAUGGCUGAUGAUGCUGAGCUUGAUCUGGUGAUAUUAUCGCCUGAUGCAGAUCCUCCGGUUGUUAAAAUGAUGGAUUACAGUAAAUACAGAUACGAACAGCAAAAGAGGAAAAAAGAUCAGCAAAAGAAAACCACUCGCAUGGACUUAAAGGAGCUUAAAAUGGGUUACAACAUUGAUCAGCAUGAUUAUUCCGUUCGGUUAAGGGCUGCCCAAAAGUUCUUGCAAGAUGGUGACAAGGUUAAGGUGAUUGUGAGCAUGAAAGGACGAGAAAACGAGUUCAGAAAUAUCGCUAUUGAACUCCUCAGACGUUUUCAAACCGAAAUAGGGGAGCUUGCGACUGAAGAGAGCAAAAACUUCAGGGACAGAAACUUGUUCAUUAUCUUGGUACCAAACAAGGAAAUGAUUCGGAAACCACAAGAACCACCCUCGAGAAAGAAGAAAAAACAAUCGGAAAACGAAGUUUCAGCUGCAGAAAUAACGGCUGAGCCUCUACAAAUCGAGUCUGGAGUUUAAAUCUUGUGGUAAGGAUUUUGAGAGCUAAAGUAAAGUUUUGUAUAUUUACUUUCCUACCAUGUCUCAAGAGAGUCAAGAGCUGUAUAACAGAUAGAAUUAGUCCUAUUUGAAUGAUGUUCUUCUUUGUAGAUCUUUUCUCUAAUCUAUUUUUUGUUUAACUUCU
Molecule: messenger RNA, 1100 nt
Organism: Arabidopsis lyrata subsp. lyrata
Lineage: Eukaryota; Viridiplantae; Streptophyta; Magnoliopsida; Brassicales; Brassicaceae
Product: translation initiation factor IF3-2, chloroplastic
Exons: 9
Coding region: 59-937 (292 amino acids)
Biological process (GO): translational initiation; ribosome disassembly
Molecular function (GO): ribosome binding; translation initiation factor activity
Source: RefSeq, a predicted model, not a curated record